AUGGAAUAUGGCACCAACCGCUGGCCACCAACAGAGUCCCCCAAGGGGACAGCCUUGUUCCUUUCUUCGGCUUCCCCGUCUCCCUUUCUCCUCCGUAUCCUUUGUCCCUCAGUUCAGAGCCCUCUAAAAACCUUCUUCUCCCUGUUCGAAGGGCUGUGCCUGGCUUUUGUGGAGAGCAACUUCAACCUGUCAAAGGUAAAUGAAAAUGCAGACGGCAGCUUCGACUAUGGCAUCUUCCAGAUCAACAGCCACUACUGGUGCAAUGAUUACAAGAGUCACUCGGAAAACAUUUGCCACGAGGACUGCAAAGAACUGCUGAGCCCCGAUCUUCUCUCAACCAUCAACUGUGUGAAAAAGAUGGUGUCUGGAGCAGGGGGAAUGAAGAACUGGGUGGCAUGGAGGUUGCACUGUGCCGGCCGGCCACUCUCCUACUGGAUGACGGGGUGUCACAAGGAAUGAGACAGGCGUGGAGUCCUUCCAGCGUUCCUCUUCUCGCCUGGGGAUUCUUCAUGCCUUCUUCCUCUUGCCUCCACUUCACGUGAUUUUCUUUCCUUCCCAUGUUCAAAAAGGACUGACCGGAGCCCCAGGAAUAAAUGGGUUUCUAGGGCUUUCUCCUUGUACCCAUCCAGGCCCAGGCCCCUGGUUCCUGACUGUCAAUCGCAAACCAAGAGAGGACCACAGUGAAGAAGUUGUUCUAUUUGGGGAAUUGUUAAAGCAUUCCUUGUGCAAAGAACGUGUUGAUUUAUUCAUUUUUAAUUCCAGAUAUCUUCGAGUACCUAGUAUGGCAGGAGGGUGGUAGGGACUAGAAGAAGGAAGGUAAAUCGUAACUAUUGGUCUUGAGGUGUUCACCAUCUGCCUGGAGAAGCAGAGACAUACACGAAUACUGGCUACAGCGAAUGAGUGGAUACAUACAAUGAAUACAUGGUGCUGAUGUGGAGUCGAACCUGCAAAAUGACAACGCAAAGACAGAAAAGGGGCAGUUGGAGGAAUGUUCCACCCAUGGCUACAAUCGGAACUGCCUGAAUAAACUGUCCCACCUGGGCCACUGCUGUCCCUA
This is a messenger RNA of Felis catus (domestic cat), 1057 nucleotides long. RefSeq names its product lysozyme-like protein 6. Lineage: Eukaryota; Metazoa; Chordata; Mammalia; Carnivora; Felidae. The record is from RefSeq and is a predicted model, not a curated record. The coding region runs from base 1 to 459 and encodes 152 amino acids. Gene Ontology annotation, molecular function: lysozyme activity. Gene Ontology annotation, biological process: fusion of sperm to egg plasma membrane involved in single fertilization. The transcript has 4 exons. Gene Ontology annotation, cellular component: acrosomal vesicle; sperm flagellum.